This is a messenger RNA of Salvelinus sp. IW2-2015, 1350 nucleotides long. Its product is annotated as leucine-rich repeat-containing protein 75B-like. The record is from RefSeq and is a predicted model, not a curated record. Lineage: Eukaryota; Metazoa; Chordata; Actinopteri; Salmoniformes; Salmonidae.
GGCAGUGCAUGGUUUAAACGGCAAGACGGUGGAAAUUAUUUGAAUAUGAAUAGAAAGCUAUGCAAUACUGCUGGUGUAAUGCUCUAAAUGUAAUCUAAUAGAGAAUAUAGUAAUUUAUCAACCUCCGCUCAUAUUUUCUCUCUUUGUUUUCAUACUGUUCAGAUAAAAAAAUACGUGCGUGCGUUACUCAAUAUCCAAGUUUAGGCUACUGUGUAACUGUUAUGGCUACAUUCUGUCAGGUACAUGUAUAUAGCGUCUAGGAACCGUUGUUCAACAGAAAUAUUCUGUGAAGUAAUGGGUUCUAAAUUGACCAGGCAAAGUAGUCUGGACCAAAUAGAAACCACAUUUUCCAAGAGGAGACGCCAGCAGCAUGACAGCUCCGGAGAAGCUGAGCGGAGUAGUGGCAGGGGAGGCGGGGAAUUCUUGUUUACAUCCCUGAUGCUGAAGUCAGACAAGCUCCCAGGGAUGCUGCGGAAAACCAACCACAGCCCCUAUGUGAGACGGGUGGCAUGGAUCCGGGAAAUACAGAAACUUCUUCGAGAACAGAAACAAGAACAAGCAGUCGAGGUGCUCAAAUUGCUAAGAAAGGACUUGGGACUCCAGGGAACAUCCCUCAAUGAUAUCCUUUAUAAGAACGCAGCCUUUCUCAACCUGGUGGAUCCAAUCUCCCAUGAACUCUUGCUCAGCCUGGCCAAAGACAUGCAGUGUCCAAAGAGGGAAACAGAUACCCUGAAGUCAUCCAACAAGAUCUGCAGACAGCUGAUAUUCCACCUGACCCCUCACUCCAAGUGGAUGAGACAAAGCCUUCCCAGGAGGAAGUCGCAGGCCUGUCUUAAAACCACACUGAAGAAGAAGCUGACCAACGACGUGGCCAACCUGUCUGGCAUCCCUCUGUCUGGCCGAGACGUCCACCGGGUGGCCUACUACCUCCAGAGUAACGGCAACUCUGUGUCGGCCGUGGACCUCAGCUUCACUGAGCUGCAGGACGAGAGCCUACGUCUACUGCUGCCCUACCUGGGCUCCAUGCCCAAGCUCACCACCCUGGCCAUCAACGGCAACCGUCUGACGGUGGGCGUGCUGAAGGACCUGACGGAGGUGGUGAAGAACCCCCUGCAGUUCGCCAGCCUGGCAUGGGUGGACGUGGGCAACAACGUGGACAUCUUCACUGUGCCACAGCCCCUCCUAGUGGCCCUGCGCAGACGCUUCGGCCUCCAGAGCAGCCUUCCCACCAUCUACGAGUAUAGCGAGGUGCAGGUCUAUAGUAGUUAUACCCUGGAGACCUCUAUUGAAGAACCCAGCCGGUAUGAGGAGGAGGAGGGAGAAGAGGAGGAUUCAUACAUGAGGCAGUGA